Naegleria fowleri is the source of this 906-nucleotide messenger RNA. RefSeq lists its product as uncharacterized. The transcript has a single exon. NCBI's taxonomy places the organism in Eukaryota, Heterolobosea, Eutetramitea, Acrasida, Naegleriidae. Bases 1 to 906 code for a protein of 301 amino acids. Gene Ontology annotation, molecular function: DNA binding. The record is from RefSeq and is a predicted model, not a curated record. Gene Ontology annotation, biological process: regulation of DNA-templated transcription.
AUGAUCAAAUCUUCGCUGGUCACAGCCAUGCCAUCCACGGCGUCCAUGAAGCAUGCAAAGACGAAUAAUAACAACAACCAUCCCAUGUACCAUCCUCAUCAUCACAAUCAACAACCAUCUCGACCAUUUUCUCAUCCUUCCUCUUCAUUCAACUCUUCCCACACGACCUCCUCUGCCUCUUACGCUCUUCCAACAACAACAACAACAACAACACAAACUUCCCAACAACAUCGUUUUCCGAGUGCACUUUCAAACUCUCCCUCCCACCAUCACCAUCAUCAAGUUCAUACAACUUCUCUCAACAACAACAACAACAACUCCUCCACAGUCUCCUCCUCCUCCAACAAUGGUGCCACCAACAUUGAUGUCAUGUUUAAGAAAAUUAUGGAAGCCAAAUUUUCAACCACUCUUCAUGAAAUUGAAAAUACUUUUAGUCAAUACGAUUCUCAAUUAUCAUCCACAUUGAGAAAUAUUGAGGAAGAAUUUAGAGAAUUUCUUUCCAAUACCAACUUGAAGAAGAGAUCCAGAAGAGGUAGCUCUUCUCAAGCAGAAUCAAACUCUCCACAAGAUUCAGUUUCUACCGCAGCAAGAGGAGACGUCUAUGGAGAAAAUGAUUCCAAUUCCGUCGAUUGCUCGUCCUCCAAGAAGAGAAAGAGAAGCAAUUUUUCAAAGAAGGAUAAGGAACUUUUGAUUGACUGGCUCCAUCAACAUGCUGAAUAUCCUUAUCCAACAGAUGAGGAAAAGGAAGAAUUAUUGGAAAAAGUGUCCAUGACAAAGGACCAAUUAGAGACAUGGUUUGUGAACAAUCGGAAGAGAUUGCUUCCUACGAAUACUGCUCGAAAAACACCUGCCAUGCUUCAGUGUGAACAAUUUAACAUGAAACUUGAACAAAAGUUGGGUGUGUAA